CGUUGUUAACUUAGUGAACGCACAUGCUAAGCAUGAACUCCGUGAUGGAUGAAGUGCUGUGUGCGGACACGCUGACUGUGGAGCAUUUGUCCUCUUUACAGAGUGUAACGAAGGCUUUAAGAGAUGAGCAGCUCAGGUGUGAUGUGGAGAAUGAGGUCCUGUGCAGUCUUUCUGCACUCUUAUUAAGACUUUCGGAAAAUCUACAAGAGGACCAUGAGGCACAGACAGUACCAACUUGUCUCCAGCUUACAGCCGAGUGCUUCCGAGCGCAGAGAAAUGCCUGUGUGCAGUGUCCUCGCAACCAACACAUUCUACGGGAUCAGGGUUGUAUCCAGGUAACACUAAAGGUUCUAGGAAAGUUGCUUAGCCUUGUACCAGGAGCUUCUGAUCAUCGUCUUGAAGCACUUCGAUGUGGAAUUCAGUUUCUCGGCAAUGCCGCAGUUGGGAACCAACUAUGCAAAGAUGACAUUUGGGCCUGUGGUUUUCCACACAUGUUUUUGGAUCUUUUAAAAGUAAGUGAUGAGAAGGCUGUGGCAUAUGCAUGCAUGGUCAUUUACACCUGUCUGGAUACAGAGAAGACAGAGCAACUCGGCAAGGAUCCUAUCAAGCUGAAAGUAGCUCUGAAGAUCAGUGAGCUGUGUCGGACCCUGCCUGAUAUCGACUGGACAGUAUUGAUUGUCACACAGCAUUUCCUCAAAUCCUCUGAGCUGACCGAGAAGCUGUAUACAGAGAUGGAUCAUAAUGAAAGGCUUACAUUACUGGAGCUUGUGUCAGCCCAUCUUGGAGAAGUUAAAGAGGAUGAAAGUGUGAUUCCAUUAAGAACAGCUCAGUUUUUCGCAUUGUCUUUCCAGCACCACUGCAAGGCUGUUCUCUCUCUCAGCUCCGUCUCGUCAGCUGAUGAGCAGGCCUUGGCAGUGAUCAGGCUCCUGGAUAUUCUCUGUGACAUGACAUCAGGACUGAGAAAGUUUAUGGCUCUGCAGGAUCAUCCGGACCUUCUCCAAACAACAAUUGAGCUCCUGAAGGAAGUGCAUUUUCUGGGGAAGGCCAGUAAAAAUGUGUUCAGUGCAGCACAGGAUUUCUCUCUGACAUCAUCAGACAAAGUGGGCACACACCCUGCCCUCAGCUUUAAAGCACACCUCAUCCGGCUGAUUGGAAACCUGUGCCACAGACACACAGCCAACCAGAACCAGGUCAGAGAACUGGACGGCAUUGCCCUUAUCCUAGACAACUGCAAUAUAGACAGUAACAAUCCCUUCAUUAGCCAGUGGGCUGUUUUUGCCAUCAGGAACAUUCUGGAACACAAUGCGGAGAACCAGAAACUAGUACAAGGCUUAAGGAGGCAGGGGGUGGCAGAUGACUCCAUACUCAAGGAGUUGGGCUUCUGUGUGCAGGAGAGAGAUGGCAACCUGCUCCUCAGACCUCUCAAAAAGGAGAGAGAGCAAAGAGAGCACUAAACCUGGAGCCCUCAUCUCAUCCCUUCCACUCCUCUGCCCUCAAAAUCACAUUCUGAAGACAGCUUAAAACACCCACUAAGACCGUUGUGCACACAGAAAACACAGAGGGCAUUUUAAUAUCCAAUCAGUAUGAAGAACACAAGGGGGCAGGGAAGCGGAGGGUGGGGGGGCACUUUGCUUUGUACUCUUUGCCUAAGAGGAACGCCAAGGGGCUUUUCUGCUGGGACUCAUGCUGAUGCCUGUGAUGCAUUUAGUGGCCUUUGAUUCCAACUCCUGAUGAAUGGGAUUCAAAUCCUCUAAAACAAGGAGACCCAUGUCUUCCUGGCUUUUCAGCCACCAAAGAAACUCUAGUGACCAGUGGGGAAUAGAGGUUAAUCUUUAAUCCAGUGAGUUUUAUGAAGACCUGGGGCCCCCUUGAUCCGUUCACAUAAGGGUUUCCUCUCAAUAGCCGUGGGACUUGGGUCCCCACUUUUUGUGUUGGUUUGUUAUGUGUUGUUUUUUUGGCUAUGUUUUCUGCUUUAGGAAUGUCACAUAUACAGGGCCACACAGUCCCUUAACUGGUUUUCUCUUUCACAGUUAAAUGAAUACUCACUUAUCUGGCUGUGUAGAGUUUAUUGCAGAUGAAUGGGCUUUCACUCUAGUCGUGGUUUAGACAAAUUAGUUUUUACACAAAACACCAGAUCCUUCUCUUGCAGUACUCAGAUCCGUUGUGAUUUAUCAGCUAUCUCAUCAUCUCAGUUUCUCCGCUAACCCAUUAUGCCCUCGGACGCUCACCAAGAGUUGUUUCGGACUGAGUGUAAAGGUAUUAUCCUGCAGGAUGGCAUGACACCUCAUCUCCCACUCAGUCUGGCAGAAUGAGCUGAAUGUUCCUGACACCUGCAUAAUACCCGGCUGCAAAGGCCUCUCCUCGUCCCACUCGCCCUGUUUGCACUGCUCAUAUUUUUUAAUGACAAAAUGUUUGUUUGAAACAAUUGAGGUUGACUUUUGUCCCAAUCCAGGCUAUAGUGUUGGGAGCUUAUGCUGUUCCGGUAGCCAGCGGUUCAGACAGCUAACAAAACAUGACUGCUUUACUUCUGCUCCGCUGGCUGCCUGUAAUGCUUUUCACACAGGAAAAGAGCGCUGAGCGAGGGAAUGAGACGGCAUGGACAGCUAUUCAAAUGCUUGCUGGGCAGGACUGGGCGGAGAGGAGGGUCAUGCCACGCCAGCAACAAUCACACAUCAUUUAGCUGCUCUCAAUUUGGAAACUGCUAAGUGGACAUAGGUUGAUUUAAUUAAAUAAUUUUUUAUAUUUAAACACAAUUUUUUCUGGUUUUGUUUUCAGCCCAACAGUGAAUAGUCUUAAACAUCAAUUUUCACUGAAAUAAAGUCAUUUAUUAGCCUAAUAACAUUGUUGCAAUACUAUACAUAUUACCAGGCUACAAAAGGAGAUGGAUUUAUGUCGAAGAAAAAAAUGGGCUACUGUAAAAAAAAAAAAGAAGAAAUUAACAGUGUGCACAUAAUUCAUUUGGGACACAUCUCAGCAUAAUUAAUGGUUCAAUCCAUAAAGAAACAAUUAUAACAUAUAUAAUAAGGAAAAUAGUAAUAAUUACUCUUUUUCUGAAUAUACAUGACAUAAAGUGCCAGAUUUUUGUGUAAAAAAAUAUACUUUCUUAAAUUUGCCAGCCCUAAACCUUGCAUAAACAAUUUUGAAAUAAAAGAAUGUUGCUACCCAUGAAUCUUUUCAGCCCCCAGCUGUAUGGUUAGGCAAAUUCCAUUGGCUCAGGCAGAAUAUUGGGGGGGGGUGAGUUUGUGCAAACUGGGCCAGUGAUGUGGAAUCCCAUGUCUCUGGCAUUUGUGAGAAUAUUCUGUGCAUAGUUUGGUCACCCGAUUGCAUUUCCAUGAAGUACUUUACCAGCUCUCUUGCACUCCUAUACUUUAGUGCAUGCACAAAAGACGGAGAUGAACAGACAAUGCAUGUCUUAUUGCCACACUGUGGUGGUUUGUUUCAGUAUAUCUUUUUUCUUUUCUUUUUUUUAACUAUUCUCACAAAAGUAUGCAUUUUUUGAGAGGCCCACAACAAAACAGAACAUCACACGUCUUACCACAGCAAUCAGCAACGCAUUCAGUGACUCCAUCACAUCUUGUCCAGUUGGCUGGGAUUUAACUGGCCUGUUUUCUAUCAGUGAGCAGCAAAGAAAAGCAGGGAAAAUAAAUACUCGUCUGCCAACUUUGAA
Molecule: messenger RNA, 3667 nt
Organism: Clarias gariepinus (North African catfish)
Lineage: Eukaryota; Metazoa; Chordata; Actinopteri; Siluriformes; Clariidae
Gene: atxn10
Product: ataxin 10
Exons: 11
Coding region: 24-1454 (476 amino acids)
Biological process (GO): neuron projection development
Cellular component (GO): cytosol
Source: RefSeq, a predicted model, not a curated record